Molecule: messenger RNA, 2415 nt
Organism: Diaporthe citri
Lineage: Eukaryota; Fungi; Ascomycota; Sordariomycetes; Diaporthales; Diaporthaceae
Exons: 6
Coding region: 1-2415 (804 amino acids)
Cellular component (GO): mitochondrial inner membrane
Source: RefSeq, a predicted model, not a curated record
AUGUCUUGCUCGUCUCCCUCAUGCGUCUGCUCUUCUGUCUCCUGCCGGGUUAUCUUUGGCCUCGCGCACAAUAGGUACUCGUGGGCAUCUGCCGUCUGGGAACUCUCCCAGUGGACGACCUACCCUCCAACCAACCAGCUUCGGCAAACACCUCGGGAGACCAUUCUCUUCUACGACAACCUGUUCCCUUUGAAGCUGAGCUAUGGGUGGAUGAGCUACCUGGUGGGUCGCCCGUGGGGAGCAGACCAAGACCUGUCGAACCUUCUCCAGAGGUUCAACAAGUCCUCGCUGGGCAUCGCCGACCCCAUCAACUUGGUGAAACGCGGCAUCCCAAAAGAUGAUACUCUGAAAGUCACAGAAAUCAUACCUCGACUGAAGGAUGGCGGAGCGUUCGUCAAAUUCAGCCACCCACCAGAAAUGACUCCGGAACAGGUGGAAGAAAAGCUGUCCAAGUACUUGCAGGAGAAGUCCAUAAAGCCUUGGUUCAACCCCUUCCGAGGACUCCAGUUCAUAGCAAAAGAACCAGGCGCCGAGGCCGUGGAGCUCUCUCAGGAGACCGUCUUCAGUCUCUUUCGCAGAUUUGGAAAGAUCGCCGACAUCCAGGCACGGCCAUCAGACUCCAAGGUGGUCCCAAGAUACGCCUACCUCGAUAACAGCUUCGUGAGAGAUGCAAUCAUGGCGAAGAACUGCCUCCAUGGAAUUGUGGUUCCGGAAGAGCUCGGUGGAGGUAAAGCCGGUACGAAGCUUCGGCUCUCAUAUGAGCGGUUUACCAAAAACCACCGCUUCUGGGACUGGCUCAGCAACCACCCUCGAAUUGUUAUCCCAAUCGUUGCGGGUCUGCUUGCAGCGAUCACCGUCGUCAUUUUCGACCCGAUCCGCGAAUUCUUCAUCAAGGCCCAUAUCCAGAAGUCUUUCAGUCUUUCGGACAACACGAUUUUCCAGUGGUUCAAGCGCCACACCAACGAUAUCCUAGCAUUCAGGAAAAACAAGACGGAAGACGCUGGUCUGACAGCCCUAUUUACACACCGACGAGACGCCAUUGAGCAGAUCCAGAAAUGGUUGAUGGAGUCUGCAGACACUUUUAUUGUCGUUCAGGGCCCACGAGGCUCAGGCAAAGAGGAUCUGGUUAUGGACCAAGCGUUGGGUGGCCGGAAGGACGUCUUGGUGAUUGACUGCAAGCCAAUCAUUGCAGCCAGAGGGGAGAGCGGCACAAUCAAGAAGCUCGCCAGCGCUGUUGGGUACCGCCCAGUCUUCUCUUGGGCGAACCAAUUAAGCAGUCUCAUCGAUCUUGCCAUUCAGAGCACCACUGGUGUCAAACCUGGCUUUUCGGAAACGCUUGACUCGCAGCUCAACAAGAUCCUUCACAAUACGGCCGCUGCCCUGAAGGAGGUGUCUUUGUCAGGUCGUGACCACGACUUUGGAGACGCCGACUCGAGCGAUGAUGCUUUCCUUGAGGCACACCUGGAGAAGAGAGCAGUAGUAGUCAUCGACAACUUCCUUCUCAAGAAUGAGGAGACCAGCAUCAUGUAUGAUAAGCUCUCGGAGUGGGCAGCGGCACUCGUUCAGGCCAACAUCGCCCACGUAGUCUUCAUGACUAGCGACACUUCGUAUUCGAAACCGCUUUCCAAAUCACUGCCGGAUCGAGUAUUCCGUACCAUCUCGCUCGGUGACCUUUCACCCGAUGUCGCAAAGAAGUACGUCAUGAGCCACUUCGUCCAAACCAAACCAAAGGGUCGCGGCAGAGAGGAAGACGCGAAGGCGGAGGACUCUCCGCCGGAGCGCAAGCAGGGCUUUAGGGAACUGGAUGAGGUGAUCGAGGUUCUCGGCGGCCGCCUCACCGACUUGGAGUUCCUCGCCAGGCGCAUGAAGACAGGGCAGAGCCCACGGCAAGCCGUGCAGGAGAUCAUCGAGCAGAGCGCGUCAGAGAUCAUCAAACUGUACCUGCUUCCCAACAAGGGCGACAGGAAGUACUCAACGGAGCAGGCGUGGUUCCUGAUUAAGGAGAUCGCCAAGAAGGAGUCGCUGCGCUAUAACGAAGUCCUGCUCUCCAACACGUUUGCCUCGUCGACGAGCGCUGGCGUCGAGAACGGCGAGAUGGCCCUCGAGACCCUCGCCAACGCCGAGCUCAUUACCGUCAGGUCCCACCGUGGCCGCCCGCAGACAAUCCAGGCUGGUAAGCCAGUGUACCAGGCGGCCUUCGCCGCGCUGCUGCACGACCCAGUGCUGAAAGCCCGGCUGGACCUGGCUGUCCUGACCGAGUUGGCCAAGGUUGAGGGAAAGACCAUCGACAAGCCUCGCGAGACUACCGAGCGGAUCAACUAUCUGCUCAACAAACUGCAGACUUCGCAUAGUAAGAUUGCUGGGUUCCAGAAGGACAUGGCAGCUCUGAAAAAGGUCCUGGCUCAGGAAGCCUAA